AUGAGCCUCUACACAAACGAACAACUUCGCCACUCAGACUCUGAUUCUGACUCCCGUUACCACGCUUGGCCGGGUUCAUCUUCAUCCUCCUCAAGCUACUACCAGGGCUCAACAUCAUCAGAUCCUCGCUACCACGCCUUCGGUAGCUACUAUGCCAGCCACAACCAAUCAAACUCACAGUACCCCUACAGAGUAGGCGAGUACACUGAGUCCCAGCAAUCAGACGAUCAUCAACACAUGUGGCAGUCCCAGGAACACGGUGGCGCACCAUCCUCCUCCUCAGUCGCCACUUCUAGUCCACCCAACUUACAAGACGAUUCCUACGGCUGGAGUCCUGCCGAAGGUGGUGACCAAAAUCGAUGCCAUUGCGGAAAAGCCUUCCGACGUCCCUCUGAUCUUGCUAAACAUCAAAAGUACCACAUCAAGUACUUCUCAUGUCUCUUCUCCGGAUGUGACAAGGCCUUUGCUACUCAAAAAGACCUCACCAGGCACAUGCGUACACAUCGCAAAGGCGAGGGCUACCAAUGUAAGGUAGACGGAUGCCGCAAAGCCAUGUCUGGUCAUGUCUACUCAAGGAAAGACAACUUCGACCGACAUAUGCGGACAGCACACCCAGAACACCCACAAAUCUGA
Messenger RNA from Fusarium sp. VM40, 633 nucleotides. The record is from the annotation of a GenBank genome assembly. NCBI's taxonomy places the organism in Eukaryota, Fungi, Ascomycota, Sordariomycetes, Hypocreales, Nectriaceae.